Racocetra fulgida is the source of this 144-nucleotide messenger RNA. Lineage: Eukaryota; Fungi; Glomeromycota; Glomeromycetes; Diversisporales; Gigasporaceae. The record is from the annotation of a GenBank genome assembly.
AAUCGUCAAUUAAGUUAUCUACGUUCAGAAGCACCAAAUCAAGAUGACAUAUUAGAAGUAGAUUCAUUAAAAGUAAAUGCCACAUUAGAAGUAGAUGCUGCAUUAGAAGUAGAUGCUGCAUUAGAAGUAGACACCAUAUUAGAA